CAGUCACAUGUCCUGGGUCAGCUGACUGAGACAUGAUAAAGGCCUGGAGCACAGUCUGCAGUGAAACACUCCCCUCUGAACCAAGCUGUUGUCUUUCCACUCAAACGGCGUAAACAGCGGAGUCAUGCUGCUUCUAACUCUGCUCUUCGUGUCUUCAGCUGUUGCCAGCCCUCUGUUGGGAACAGAGCAGUGCGCCCGUGGCCCCCCCUACUGGUGUCAGAAUGUAAAGACUGCCUCUCUCUGUGGAGCUGUGCCUCAUUGUCAACAGAACAUAUGGAAUAAACCCCAGCUGAAAACUGUACCAUGUGACCUGUGCAAAGAAGUCAUCAUUGUGGUUGAGCAGAUUUUGAAGGAUAAUGCCACAAAGACUGAUAUUCUUGGAUACCUGGAGAAAGCCUGCCAGCUCAUCCCAGACGAGGGCUUGACGGCUGAGUGCAAAGAGAUGGUGGACAGCUACUACCCCAUCCUGAUUGAUAUCAUUACUGGAGAACUGUCUGAUCCUGGUGUGGUGUGUGGAGCAAUGGGACUGUGCCGCUCUGAGGAGGCUGCUCUGGCCCAAAUGAAGCCCAAAGAACAGCUCCAGUCCAACGAAAUCCCCAAAGUAGAUCUGUCCCAAGCUGCAAGCCCAUUCCUCGUCAAUGUACCCCAGCUCCUCUACCCCCAGGAGAGCCCCAAAGAGGAAACGCCCAAACGGGAUAAUGACGCUGUAUGUGACGAUUGCGUCAAGUUCAUUACAGACGCUCAAGCACAAAUCAAAAGCAACAGCACAUAUGUCAACAACGUGAUUGCCAAAAUUGAGGGGCAGUGUGACUUGUUGGGACCUGGACUGUCUGAUCUGUGUAAGCAGUACGUUAGCCAGUACGCACCUCUUGUUGUUGAGCAGUUUGUGGCGAUGGAUCCAAAAGAAAUCUGUUGCGAUGUUGGUUUCUGUCCUUCCAUGAAGAAGUCUGUCCCAAUGGUGAGUCUUCUGCCUGCCAAGACCAAACCUGCUGCUAAAAGUAUCCCGGCUUUCAGCAUGUUCCCUGCCACAAAAGUAGAGGACAAAAAGCGUAUGAUCAGAGUGGGUGAUUCCCCUUCAUGUGCCAUUUGUGAAUUUGUGAUGAAGCAGCUGGAGUCGAUGUUGGAAGACCAGACAACAGAGGAGGAGGUGAUUCAGGCUGUGGAGAAGGUGUGCACGCUUCUGCCCUCCACUCUGACCGCACAGUGCAAGGACAUGAUUGAGACUUACGGCCAGGCCAUUAUUGAACUCCUGGUGCAGCAGGCAGACCCCAAAACUGUCUGUAGCGUCCUGGGACUCUGCUCUGGCUACAGCGGCAAAUAUAUCGCUGCCCUUGAUCAGACCCGUUUCAAGGCUGGUGGAUACUGCGACGUGUGCAAACUGGCAGUGAACUAUAUUGAUGGCAUUUUGGAGCAGAAUGCCACUGAGGCACAGAUUGAGGAGGCUGUGAAGAAGGCUUGCAAUUUCCUGCCUGCUUCUUUACAGCCUGAGUGUAAUCAGCUGGUUGAGCAGUAUGAGCCAGUGCUUGUCGAACUCCUGCUUCAAAUGAUGGACCCUGACUUUGUAUGCAUGAAAGUGGGAGCCUGCCCUGAAGCUGUGAAGAGACUGCUGGGGACAGAGCAGUGCAGCUGGGGACCCAAAUUCUGGUGCCAGAGCAUGGAGACAGCUACUCGCUGCAAUGCUGUGGAGCACUGCAGACGUCAUGUGUGGUAGAUGAAGUUGCCAAAAACUGACCUAUAUGUUGGGAACUGAGGAAAAAUUACUGUAGCUGCUUUCCCCUUUUAAUUUUGUCCUUUUAUUACAGACACAUUAACAUGUAAAUUAACGUGGGAUAUUUUUAAUGUCUUGUCAUGGAAAGGGACUGGAUGUGUUUCCAGACUGGGAGAUUUGAACGCUGUGAUUGUGAAACCUGAGGCCAAAUGCUUUGUUCAGCUAAAAUGUUCUGCCGUGGUAACAAAAAUUCACUGGAUUUUUGAUGUUUCAUUUUCCAUUAUAAUUUGCAAAAUCUUUUUGAGUGUGUGUGUGUAUAUAAAGACAUAAAUUUAGAUUUACUUGUUUUACUUUGUGACAGAGCACCACAUGUUGAUUUUUGAAGAUUACAAUUGUAUUUUUGGCAACAUGGACUGUUCAGAAAUUCUUAUGUUCAGCGUAUAAUGAAAGGCAUUAUGGUGACAUUUAUAGGAUUUCCUGUUUGUCAAAGGGUAUGUGAAAAUUUGUCAUCUCACAUUGUUUGCACUGUUUUAUAACCUUUAGUCGGAUUGAAACCAUUUUUUUUCUCCAAAUCCUAAUCAUCUGUUUUUCAGCUGGUACAUUUUAACAAUAAAGUGAUCCAAAUUUAAA
Boleophthalmus pectinirostris (great blue-spotted mudskipper) is the source of this 2338-nucleotide messenger RNA. It is a transcript of the gene psap, whose product is annotated as prosaposin. Gene Ontology annotation, cellular component: lysosome. The record is from RefSeq and is a predicted model, not a curated record. Bases 125 to 1711 code for a protein of 528 amino acids. Gene Ontology annotation, biological process: sphingolipid metabolic process. Lineage: Eukaryota; Metazoa; Chordata; Actinopteri; Gobiiformes; Gobiidae. The transcript is spliced from 14 exons.